This is a messenger RNA of Procambarus clarkii (red swamp crayfish), 1236 nucleotides long. NCBI's taxonomy places the organism in Eukaryota, Metazoa, Arthropoda, Malacostraca, Decapoda, Cambaridae. The record is from RefSeq and is a predicted model, not a curated record.
AUGACUUCACCACCAAAAUAUUGCACCAUACACAUAAUUACACAUUCACAAAAAUGCCCACUUACACAUGAUGCACUUACACAUGAUGCACUUACACAUGAUGCACUUACACAUGAUGCACUUACACACGAUGCACUUACACACGAUGCACUUACACACGAUGCACUUACACACGAUGCACUUACACAUGAUGCACUUACACAUGAUGCACUUACACACGAUGCACUUACACAUGAUGCACUUACACAUGAUGCACUUACACAUGAUGCACUUACACAUGAUGCACUUACACACGAUGCACUUACACACGAUGCACUUACACACGAUGCACUUACACAUGAUGCACUUACACAUGAUGCACUUACACAUGAUGCACUUACACAUGAUGCACUUACACAUGAUGCACUUACACACGAUGCACUUACACAUGAUGCACUUACACAUGAUGCACUUACACACGAUGCACUUACACAUGAUGCACUUACACAUGAUGCACUUACACACGAUGAUGCACUUACACAUGAUGCACUUACACACGAUGCACUUACACAUGAUGCACUUACACACGAUGCACUUACACACGAUGCACUUACACACGAUGCACUUACACAUGAUGCACUUACACAUGAUGCACUUACACACGAUGCACUUACACAUGAUACUUACACACACUUGAUGCACUUACACAUGAUGCACUUACACAUGAUGCACUUACACACGAUGCACUUGAUGCACUUACACAUGAUGCACUUACACAUGAUGCACUUACACAUGAUGCACUUACACAUGAUGCACUUACACACGAUGCACUUACACAUGAUGCACUUACACAUGAUGCACUUACACAUGAUGCACUUACACAUGAUGCACUUACACACGAUGCACUUACACAUGAUGCACUUACACAUGAUGCACUUACACACGAUGCACUUACACAUGAUGCCCUUACACAUGAUGCACUUACACAUGAUGCACUUACACAUGAUGCACUUACACACGAUGCACUUACACACGAUGCACUUACACAUGAUGCACUUACACAUGAUGCACUUACACACGAUGCACUUACACACGAUGCACUUACACACGAUGCACUUACACAUGAUGCACUUACACAUGAUGCACUUACACAUGAUGCACUUACACAUGAUGCACUUACACAUGAUACUUACACGAUGCACUUACACACGAUGCACUUACACACGAUGCACUUACACACGAUGCACUUACACAUGA